Messenger RNA from Ustilaginoidea virens, 219 nucleotides. RefSeq lists its product as uncharacterized. The transcript has a single exon. The record is from RefSeq and is a predicted model, not a curated record. The coding region runs from base 1 to 219 and encodes 72 amino acids. NCBI's taxonomy places the organism in Eukaryota, Fungi, Ascomycota, Sordariomycetes, Hypocreales, Clavicipitaceae.
AUGGCCAAUGGAACGUGGCCAUGGACGCCAGCAGUUCAAGCGCGUUCCUGUCACAGGAAUUACCCCCCGAAACAUGCCGAGAAGCAUCGCGGAGGUGCCGAUCCCGACGAGCCUCGACCAGGAGCCCUUGAACGCGGCAUACGUAAACGAGCAGCACCGACCAUUCCCAGGCCCCACAACGGACUGCCGACCUGCCCACGACAAUCUUUUUCAACAUAG